AAUUCAUGGUUGUAUUUAUUGCUUUUAGAGAUGUCCUUUAACUUUACAUUUAAGUUUUUGUUACGUAAAAUGUUGCUUUCUAAAUAACAAAAAGCGUGGGGUGUUUUAAUGCUGUUAAGAUAACAACACUUUAUACGUUGUAACGUCAAAAAAUAAUAUUAGUUAAAUUGCGUCUCAUCCAUCCUUCUAGCGCACAUGACAAGACCGCGCACUCCAAUGCACAAUGCGCCUCAUGAGAACAUUCCAGUUUGGUAAAGUCAGUUUGGAAUUUGAAUAGCACAGAAGAACCGCCCUUUUGUGAUUGGCCAAGAUGGAAACCUAUGGGUGGGAUUUGCUUGUCACUCAACGAUAUUCUCGGCCUCUGUUUGGUUCGAGGCAAAGUGGGCGGAAACGUAUUCGUCAUAUAUAUACUAUGGCAGCAAGCGCAGGCUAAUGAUUGCCUACGAUCUCACGCUGAGGCAGAAACGACCACGUUCAAUGUUUCUCCACAGAGCUGACUUAAGCCUUCGUCCCCGAGCGAAAUUUCGUGAUUCAGACUAAAAUAAAGUUUGUUUACUUCGUGGGGGAGUUGGAAAAACAUCACAGCCCCGAGCAUGAUCAACACCAUGGAGUGUGCAGUGGAUGCACAAAGUCUAAUUUCGAUAUCUUUACGGAAAAUCCACAACUCCCGUACGCAGAGAGGGGGAAUCAAGCUGCACAAAAACCUGCUGGUCUCAUACGUGCUGAGGAACGCCAGGCAAGUGUACAUGAACGAGAAGUACGCAGAGAUCUACAGGAUGCAACAAUACGAGGAGGUGAUGACCGUCUGCAACGAGAUCCAGGAGCUAAACCCGCUAGAUUUGGUGGAGGACUGCGAGGAGCAGACAGUGGACUGCUGCGGCAGCGCGAGCGAGUCGGCGAGCCUCUGCGGCGCGCUCUUGCCCGUCAGUCACCAAGCGUCUCCGGUGCAGCACAUCCAGCCUACAAGCGCCUGCUCGGUGCCCAUGCCUCUCCAAACCGAAGAGGUCUGCAAAUCUCCGGAUCCUUCAUUCUAUCGCAGCUGUUGUGCGGAAGCCUACCCCGUGUCAAACUGUGACUUUUCGCCAGUAAAUACCAUGCACUGCAACAAAACUACAGUGCUUGAUUUGGACACGCAUGUCGUUACAACAGUAGAGAACGGGUAUUUGCAUCAGGACUGCUGCGCUUCGCUCCAGCAGUGCUGCCAGGGCGCACAGAGCCCGGCCAAAAAACGCAAGCUUGACUUUGGUUACUACGUGUCCGAAAUCGAGGAGGUACCGGAUUUUACGCCGUGUAAAAGAGCGAAAUUCUGCGAGGACUCUAUAUACGCAAACACAGAGCCAUUGGACACAUCGAACAUUUCCAAUCUCAUUUCGAUCUUCGGCUCGGGCUUUACAGGACUGGUGAGCAGACAAGCGGACUUGGAGCAAGCCUUAAACGGACAGUUCUGUAGCAAACAAGCCCUGGCGAGUUUAGGGGCUUGGACGAGAGCUAUUGUAGCUUUUUGACUCUGUGGUAGUUCAUAAGAAUACAGAUACUUUACGAAAUUGUACAAAGUCUAAGACAAAUUGACUUUUAUUUUUGCAACAAAGUUAUUUAAGCGUUUUUUAUUUUGUUUCUUGUUUCGUUUCAUGGGGUGAGGCGAACAGUGGUUGUAGCCUGCCACUCGUGAUGAUGUAUCCUUUAAAACAAAUGAUACGAUAUUACAAAGGUUGAAAUAAUCUAACGAAGUUGAAUUUCGUUGCCUUAAUAAACCCAACGCAAACUGCUAGCUAGCUAUGGCCACAAACAAGGAAAUUCGUUGAAUGUUUUGCUCGAGGAUUGUUUCUUUUAUCCUACCCUUUCCAGUUUCUCUCACAGGGAACUUUCACAAAGAUGUAUUGUAAAAUAACAUUACCCGUGUAAUGCUGGGAAUAACAGGCUGCAAACGGAGAAGCCUGCCGCUGCUCAUAUUGUUUCAACCGUUAAAUAACACGUUAAGGAGCUGUGUAAUAUUUUAUUAGCGUUUUAACGUAACACCUACCAGUUUAAGUCGUAGAGGCUUUAACAACAAGACUAUCUGAGCUCGUGCUUACGGAAAUGUAGAACUACAGGAAGAUGACUGGGUUACACAGACUACAUUUGUAAUAUCACAUAAGGCAAUCACGUAGGCUAAUGAAGGUGCAAUAUUUUAACCCUCUCCGUCUUGUUUGUUGUUUUAUCUAAUAUGUGUUGUUGAAAGUGGCGAGGACUGGUGCGUUUUGUUGACUGCACUGACCUACAGCUCCAGUUCCUCUGAGUAUGUUUGUAGUUCGCCUAUGCCAGUCACCUCAUCACACUGAACGUUGGGGCCAUUAAUUAACACUACAACUCCCAUAAUGCACGUCGUUAUCAGCCAGGUAUUUGUUGACUAUUUAAGACUUCAGCGUUAACUAUUCUCCCAUACUCUCAGAAAAGUUGAUUAAGCCUUCACAGUAAUUCAUGAUGCCAGCAUUUGCUUGGUUUUGUGGGUUUGAUUUUAUUUUAUACAAACUUAGACCUUUUGUUCUAAAAAGGCAAUCUCAUAAAUUAGCCAUACGUCCUCACAUUAUAUAAGCACUAUGUGUAUUGAAUAAAGACGUUUUCAGACGUAUUCUCCAUAUUUUGUUGGUAUUCUUGUAUUUUUGUGCAUAUUAAAUUGUAUAUCACCGGGUAAAACUGUUUUAGAAAGUAUUUGUUUAAAAUUUAUAACCUUAAUAAAAAAUGAAAC
This is a messenger RNA of Paramisgurnus dabryanus, 2725 nucleotides long. It is a transcript of the gene ier5l, whose product is annotated as immediate early response 5-like. NCBI's taxonomy places the organism in Eukaryota, Metazoa, Chordata, Actinopteri, Cypriniformes, Cobitidae. The record is from RefSeq and is a predicted model, not a curated record.